AUGGCCAAUGGACCCUACGACCAUUCUACCCUUUACGAUGAUAUCCAUAGAAUCUUUACAUCUCCAGCCUCUCGCCCAGCUAGUAAUCCUUCCACAGAAAACAUUGCCUUUUCAUACGGAUCUGCAGCUCCAAACCUAACCCACCACAUGGACCCUGACCAUCCACCUGCUCGCAUCUCGCGAGAUCACAGCGUUCUCGGCUUGCCCCAAGAGCUUCAGUCCCCAUAUCACCCACGCACUAGCACAGAUCUUAGCACUACUUCCAGUAGCGUGCCUCCAGUCUCAGUUCCUGCACCACGGGACACGUAUGCGAACCGGGCAGCCAAAGCGACUGGAGGCGCGCUGGCGCGCUUCGGUAAAGUCAUAAUUGGCGCAAAUAGCAGUAGCAGUAAUAAUAAUAAUAACAAUAACGAUUAUGAAAAUGAAAGAGCUCCUUAUAGUGAAAGCGCAGUUUCUUCUGGCCGCAAUUCGGAUCCUCCAAGUAGAGAUAAUAGCAUCAGUGGAAGUUUCACAGGUUACGCAAGUUUUGGCCACCAAAACCCUCAAAUCCAACGGUCUCUCAGUACAGCGCCAGGAAGCAGUAGACCUCUUUUAUCGCGCGCAAAUUCGGCAUCAAUAGUUAACCAAUUCUCUACCUCCUCGUCUCCUCGUCAAUUAAGAUACAUGGAAACUAAAAAAAAGGAUUUCCGAUACUAUGCUCGAAACGAGAUUCUGGCUAUGGGCCCCUCAGCAACAGAACAUGCAGUCGCAAUUGCCGGUAAGGACUUUUUCCAGAUCCUCCGUAUCGAUAACGACUCGGCCACUGCUGCUCAAGAUAUCCGCAGUAUCCAGGACAGCAGAAACAGAGACUUUGACAAGCUACACAAUGUCACAGACCUUUCCUGGGGUCGUCAAGAGUAUCGUCACACCAUAGCUCUGUCCACCUCAGGAGGCCAAAUUCUUGUCUACAAUAUUGAUAAGCAAUCCCCCAAACCAGUUUCAAGAAUUAACGACUCCAACCGUACAAUUAACUCCAUCUGCUUCCAUCCGUACUAUGGCUACAAUCUUGUGUCUGCCGGAGGUGAUGGAAGUGUUAAAAUAUGGGAUCUAAGACAAUCUAAAAGGAAACCUGCCAUUUCAUUUCUUAAAAGUGGAGACGUGGUCCGCGAAGUUCAAUGCUCUCCCUUUGAUAACAACAAAUAUGCCGCAAUCUACGACUCGGGUGCAGUCAUGCGUUGGGACUCACGAUACCCACGGUUGGUGGACCGCAGAAUAAACGCCCACUCAGGAUCCGGCCUCUCAUUUGACUGGCAUCCAGAGUACGACUACAUCGUCACUGGAGGAAUUGACCGGCAAAUCCAAAUCUGGUACAUGAACUCGGAAAAUAGAAACCCUGACCUUGUUAUCCAGCACCCAGCUCCUGUUGCAAAGGUCCGUUGGCAACACGAUAUCUUAAACUCAACAGCUUCAUCAAAAUAUGGCGUUCUCAACACUGACAUUGCGUGCUGCAACAUGAGUCUUUAUGAUAAUGGCAUUUAUAUUUGGAACCCUCGCAGACCGCAUAUCCCACACUAUAUAUUGGAACCUCAUACUAAAGCUGUCACCGAUGUGUUUUGGCGCUCGCAAUCUACUCUUUGGAGUAUUUCCCGAGACAAAACCUUUUCCCAGACUGUUUUGGAUCCAAGCCAUAUGACCAUCAAACGUCUCAAUUCACAGGCUUUUUCAUGGUCCCAAGGUGAUACUUUUUCCUUUGUUGCCCAAGACCGUUACGAAGAGCUUUACGACAAAGACCCAGGACACGAACUGCCAGCCGGUGCCGGCGGGACAAACGUUUCGGCAGCUGCAUUGACUGCCGCUGCAACUGCUGCUGCUGUUGCUGCCGCCUCCGAAGAUGACCGCCGUCGUGGGAGCUCUUCAAACCUGUCAGUCUCUGCAACUGGCUCACGUAAACCUCUUCCUCCAGUCCCUGCUCCUCCAUCAACAAAACAAUACCAGGCUGUUUAUUCAAUGAGUUUCCCCGGAGGGUCGUCGGAAUCUUUCCAAUUCUGUGCAGAAAACUAUCUCUACUAUGACAGUACUCCUAGUCUAAACGCACUGCGCAAAUCAACCACAGAUCCUGCCAUUGAUAUAAAUACCACUACAGGAAUGCGUGCUGUGCAAAUUUGCGAAUACAAUGCAAAAGCUGCCGCACUGGCCGGUAAAUUCAGAACAAGUCAAACAUGGUACAUGCUCCAGGAAGUCAUUGGACAAGAACGGGUUGACUUUUUGAAGCAAUAUAAUAAAAAUCUAAUCAACACUGGCAACCAUAGCGGAUCACUUCUCCAGCCAUAUGCCUCUCGCAUCCUUGAAAGCCUAAAAUCGGUUGAGGUUUCCCCCCUCGCGCUUCCAGCCGAUGAUUCCAGCUUGAAAAUUACCCGCGAACUUUCCCUCGAUAAAUUCCGCAAGGGAUCCACAGUGAGUUCCCUAAGCGGGCUUAGAAACUCAGAUAAUCAACAAACCCUAAGUAUAGCGGCUACAAUGGCUCUUGUCGGUGGCCCAAUCUCAGCUCUUGCAGAUACAAGCAACCUUGCUCCCAUUUUAAGCUCCGAAGAUUCUUCUUUCCAAGACCAUACAUACACCAAGGAUGAUAUUAUAUCUUCGGGAGAAAGUUCAUCAAGUCCUACCUCAGCACAAAGACGAACCUCCGUGCCGUUUACCACUGCAUCAUCUCCUGCAUAUAUUCAUAAAAAGGCUUCCUCAAAUGCCAGCUCCGAAUUCCCAUUAUAUUUUGACCAAUUGAGCCAAGAUCGCGAUUGGAAUCGCAAAAACCCAAAAAUGUAUCCUCGCAAUCACACAUCAUCCCCACGUAUGCCAUACAUGUCUAAUAGUGAAAGUAUGGGUGAUUUGACAGCAAUGUAUAGCUCACGACACGACCCCAAGUUUAGACGGUUCCGACGAAGAGACACACAUGACGGCAUUCUGACUCCACAAGAGCCCGCAAAAAGACCCCUGACAACGUACAACAAUGGCGCUCAAAGCGAUAGCGAAAGCGAAAGUGUUAAUGAUAGCAGCAGUGCGUCGCGCGGUGAUGAUGACGACGAAGUCAAGUCGGCUCCUGCAGGCCGCGCGUCGAAUAUCGAGCAGUAUGACAUUGAAAGAGCUAUGCUGGCAUACGCAAGCUACGAAUCAGAAGCUUCAGACCGGCCACGCAAUGGAAGUGAGGGAAGUACAAUUCAAAGGUCUGCUAAUAAAUCCACAAACAGCGCCAGGGAAAGCAGCGACAAACCCGACCUGUCGUCCGAUGAAGAUGAAAUUUCUUCUGGGUACGAGUCUCGCAACGAAGAAAGCGGAUAUCCUAAGGAUACCUUUGAUUCAUCUGAAAAUGAUGCUCUGUCGAGUUCCGACGUUGGCUCUUACGAAUCUGAAGAUGAAUCAAGUAGCAUAGAAGCAGAGCCGAUCCGACGCAUCACUUCAAAUGCCACUAACAAAACUACCAACAGUCUUCUCUCGCGGCCGUCUAUGAAACAACGACGUUUAAGUCAAGGGUCUUCACAUUACUCUGUCCAUAGCAAGCACAGUCUUUACUCACACCGCAGAUUGCACGGGUUCAAUAUGGCGCACUACCUAAAUCACAAGACAAGGAUGCACCCGAUCCUAAACACCCAUCACAUUCGUCCGUACCUGCACCACCAUAUUCAUCAUGCAAAAUCCAAAAACCAAAAGCCUGGGACUCCGCUGGAGGGCAUGGCACAUGCGGUUACUGUGCCCGACCUGACCAAGCUCUACCGUAUUUACCAGCGCAAGCUGCAGCACCCUUGGAAAGCCGAAAAUAUGGUAGCGCAAGCCGCAUGGUACGCCAUUUCCCAGGGCGACAUCCAAUUGGCAGCAACGCUCGGCAUGCUUUUUCUACGUGAUUACCCAGGGGCUUUUCACCAUAAAAAUAGCGAGGGGUUUGAAUUUGAGUUUGGCGACCUCGAAGAACACAACGACUUGGCGCCCCCUGAUGUCCGUCUUAGUCCGCGGUCCGGCGUGCCGAGCUCGGACCCUUAUUAUGACCAUGUGGGCGAUGCAUUUGACGACGAAAAGGAAAAAGGUCUGUGUGAAGAGGGCGAGCAGGUAGUGGAGGAGUGGGUACACACAUACCUGCAAGACCUGCGGAAACACGAGCAGCACGUUGUUGCUGCAGAAAUCAUCAAGCUGUCGCCGUUUGAUACUGUGCGGCAGCGCGGACAGAUUGAAACGGCAAUGGAUAGUGUGUGUCACCGGUGUGCGGCGCCGCUCUCGGAAAACGGGGCAGCGGCUCAGGCCGAAAUGCUCGACAUGGAGCUACGCGGUGUCGCACUCGAGCAGCGGCUACCAACACUGGUCGAUGAGGUGCGCCAGUACACAGACGAAGAAGAAGAUGAGGAUGAUGAUGAGGACUCAGAUAAACGGUUGAUGGGAGAAAUUGUAGCAAGAUACACACGAUCAGAACGCGAGUACCAGCAGGUGCACGGACAUGGAGAUCGCCACCACAGCCAUCAGCAAGAGAAGGGCCUAAAGGGAGCUGUUUUUUCGCCGGCACCAGGUUCAUCAUCUGCAGUUGAAGGUGUUCCGCCACGCGUAGAGUUCUGGUACUGCAGCAGUUGUCAAGAGCUUCUGGAUGGGUGCGCGUACUGCCGGUUACCUGUCAAAAGUCUUGGUGUCAGUUUCUUUGAGUGCGGCCAUAAGGUGCAUGCGCAGUGUUUGCAGGACUGGGCUCGUGAGUGUGGCGAUAUCCCGGACCCCACGGAAAUCAAGGAACCCCCACCAGAGAAUGUAAGUGUCAUUGCGGCCCCGAGAGGCGGAGCCCUGGGUGCACCUUUCGGGGCUACUCCUAACCAGGGCCUUGCGCGAAGCCACACGUCUGUUUAUGGUCCCAAUGGUGCGCCAUUAUUAGGUGCACCGUCUGCGCAAACGCCCAUGUCGUCAGCCGUUGCUGCGUCCUCUGCCGGAUCUUCUUCUGCUGCUUCUGCGGCGGCGGCGGCGGCAGCAGCAGCAUCAGCAGCGGCAGCGACAGCAGCGGCAAAUAAUGGCAACGGGCAAUAUAAUUUCCAGCGCAGUUAUAGUGCCACGUAUAUGCCCUCGAGCUGGUUCCCGAGUUCGUCCUCGAGACAACCGGCACCACCAGCUCCAUCGCAACAGCUUUCCGCGUCGCCUGUGGUUGCACCUGCCGCACCUAUGCCUGGAAUCCAGUCUGCACAAAGCUCGCCGAAGAUGAUGCAUCAGCGGCUCUUUGGUGGUAGUAUUGGGGCUGCAUCUACACCGUCGCCUGCCAUGAAAACGACGUUCCGUCCUGCGCUAGAGUGUCCGACUGGGUGUGGAGCGGUUUUGGUUAUUUAA
Messenger RNA from Magnusiomyces paraingens, 5319 nucleotides. RefSeq lists its product as uncharacterized. The coding region runs from base 1 to 5319 and encodes 1772 amino acids. The record is from RefSeq and is a predicted model, not a curated record. Gene Ontology annotation, biological process: positive regulation of TOR signaling. Gene Ontology annotation, molecular function: protein binding. The transcript has 2 exons. Lineage: Eukaryota; Fungi; Ascomycota; Dipodascomycetes; Dipodascales; Dipodascaceae.